AUGCAGACCACCAGGGAAACCCACAGCAGCGCCACCGCGGCUGUGAGCUCCUCGACACCUUUAUCUUCCACAAGUGGACACCCUCUUACAGAAGGCGCUUCCCGGGAGACAUCCCCCUCAGGCGAACCAACCUCUUCAUCCACGUCCAGACCCACCCCCACCACACCUGCAACAACAUCAGCCGUGUCGACAGCACCUGCUUCUGCAGGGGACAGCAGCAUCUUCUCAGGUCCACCAGACUCAGAGCAUGCAGACCACCAGGGAAACCCACAGCAGCGCCACCGCGGCUGUGAGCUCCUCGACACCUUUAUCUUCCACAAGUGGACACCCUCUUACAGAAGGCGCUUCCCGGGAGACAUCCCCCUCAGGGGAACCAACCUCUUCAUCCACGUCCAGACCACCCCCACCACACCUGCAACAACAUCAGCCGUGUCGACAGCACCUGCUUCUGCAGGUGGCACUUCCCCCACUUCCAGCCUAAGCAACACACCUCCCACAACUUCAGGGAUGAUCACAUCCCCAAUUGCAACCGACACCACUGUGGGAGGCCCAGGGGACACGUCCCCACCCGGCACAAGAACCAUCACUCCAGGCACCUCAUCAGUCUCAAGGACAACUGCACCAGGGCCCCGGUCAACCUCACCCUCUUCCGCCACCUCUGCUGAGGGGACAGCAGCAUCUUCUCAGGUCCACCAGACUCAGAGCAUGCAGACCACCAGGGAAACCCACAGCAGCGCCACCGCGGCUGUGAGCUCCUCGACACCUUUAUCUUCCACAAGUGGACACCCUCUUACAGAAGGCGCUUCCCGGGAGACAUCCCCCUCAGGCGAACCAACCUCUUCAUCCACGUCCAGACCCACCCCCACCACACCUGCAACAACAUCAGCCGUGUCGACAGCACCUGCUUCUGCAGGUGGCACUUCCCCCACUUCCAGCCUAAGCAACACACCUCCCACAACUUCAGGGAUGAUCACAUCCCCAAUUGAAACCGACACCACUGUGGGAGGCCCAGGGGACACGUCCCCACCCGGCACAAGAACCAUCACUCCAGGCACCUCAUCAGUCUCAAGGACAACUGCACCAGGGCCCCGGUCAACCUCACCCUCUUCCGCCACCUCUGCUGAGGGGACAGCAGCAUCUUCUCAGGUCCACCAGACUCAGAGCAUGCAGACCACCAGGGAAACCCACAGCAGCGCCACCGCGGCUGUGAGCUCCUCGACACCUUUAUCUUCCACAAGUGGACACCCUCUUACAGAAGGCGCUUCCCGGGAGACAUCCCCCUCAGGCGAACCAACCUCUUCAUCCACGUCCAGACCCACCCCCACCACACCUGCAACAACAUCAGCCGUGUCGACAGCACCUGCUUCUGCAGGUGGCACUUCCCCCACUUCCAGCCUAAGCAACACACCUCCAACAACUUCAGGGAUGAUCACAUCCCCAAUUGCAACCAACACCACUGUGGGAGGCCCAGGGGACACGCCCCCACCCGGCACAAGAACCAUCACUCCAGGCACCUCAUCAGUCUCAAGGACAACUGCACCAGGGCCCCGGUCAACCUCACCCUCUUCCGCCACCUCUGCUGAGGGGACAGCAGCAUCUUCUCAGGUCCACCAGACUCAGAGCAUGCAGACCACCAGGGAAACCCACAGCAGCGCCACCGCGGCUGUGAGCUCCUCGACGCCUUUAUCUUCCACAAGUGGACACCCUCUUACAGAAGGCGCUUCCCGGGAGACAUCCCCCUCAGGCGAACCAACCUCUUCAUCCACGUCCAGACCCACCCCCACCACACCUGCAACAACAUCAGCCGUGUCGACAGCACCUGCUUCUGCAGGUGGCACUUCCCCCACUUCCAGCCUAAGCAACACACCUCCCACAACUUCAGGGAUGAUCACAUCCCCAAUUGCAACCGACACCACUGUGGGAGGCCCAGGGGACACGUCCCCACCCGGCACAAGAACCAUCACUCCAGGCACCUCAUCAGUCUCAAGGACAACUGCACCAGGGCCCCGGUCAACCUCACCCUCUUCCGCCACCUCUGCUGAGGGGACAGCAGCAUCUUCUCAGGUCCACCAGACUCAGAGCAUGCAGACCACCAGGGAAACCCACAGCAGUGCCACCGCGGCUGUGAGCUCCUCGACACCUUUAUCUUCCACAAGUGGACACCCUCUUACAGAAGGCGCUUCCCGGGAGACAUCCCCCUCAGGGGAACCAACCUCUUCAUCCACGUCCAGACCCACCCCCACCACACCUGCAACAACAUCAGCCGUGUCGACAGCACCUGCUUCUGCAGGUGGCACUUCCCCCACUUCCAGCCUAAGCAACACACCUCCAACAACUUCAGGGAUGAUCACAUCCCCAAUUGCAACCGACACCACUGUGGGAGGCCCAGGGGACACGUCCCCACCCGGCACAAGAACCAUCACUCCAGGCACCUCAUCAGUCUCAAGGACAACUGGACCAGGGCCCCGGUCAACCUCACCCUCUUCCGCCACCUCUGCUGAGGGGACAGCAGCAUCUUCUCAGGUCCACCAGACUCAGAGCAUGCAGACCACCAGGGAAACCCACAGCAGCGCCACCGCGGCUGUGAGCUCCUCGACACCUUUAUCUUCCACAAGUGGACACCCUCUUACAGAAGGCGCUUCCCGGGAGACAUCCCCCUCAGGCGAACCAACCUCUUCAUCCACGUCCAGACCCACCCCCACCACACCUGCAACAACAUCAGCCGUGUCGACAGCACCUGCUUCUGCAGGUGGCACUUCCCCCACUUCCAGCCUAAGCAACACACCUCCCACAACUUCAGGGAUGAUCACAUCCCCAAUUGCAACCGACACCACUGUGGGAGGCCCAGGGGACACGUCCCCACCCAGCACAAGAACCAUCACUCCAGGCACCUCAUCAGUCUCAAGGACAACUGCACCAGGGCCCCGGUCAACCUCACCCUCUUCCGCCACCUCUGCUGAGGGGACAGCAGCAUCUUCUCAGGUCCACCAGACUCAGAGCAUGCAGACCACCAGGGAAACCCACAGCAGCGCCACCGCGGCUGUGAGCUCCUCGACACCUUUAUCUUCCACAAGUGGACACCCUCUUACAGAAGGCGCUUCCCGGGAGACAUCCCCCUCAGGCGAACCAACCUCUUCAUCCACGUCCAGACCCACCCCCACCACACCUGCAACAACAUCAGCCGUGUCGACAGCACCUGCUUCUGCAGGUGGCACUUCCCCCACUUCCAGCCUAAGCAACACACCUCCAACAACUUCAGGGAUGAUCACAUCCCCAAUUGCAACCAACACCACUGUGGGAGGCCCAGGGGACACGCCCCCACCCGGCACAAGAACCAUCACUCCAGGCACCUCAUCAGUCUCAAGGACAACUGCACCAGGGCCCCGGUCAACCUCACCCUCUUCCGCCACCUCUGCUGAGGGGACAGCAGCAUCUUCUCAGGUCCACCAGACUCAGAGCAUGCAGACCACCAGGGAAACCCACAGCAGCGCCACCGCGGCUGUGAGCUCCUCGACACCUUUAUCUUCCACAAGUGGACACCCUCUUACAGAAGGCGCUUCCCGGGAGACAUCCCCCUCAGGGGAACCAACCUCUUCAUCCACGUCCAGACCCACCCCCACCACACCUGCAACAACAUCAGCCGUGUCGACAGCACCUGCUUCUGCAGGUGGCACUUCCCCCACUUCCAGCCUAAGCAACACACCUCCCACAACUUCAGGGAUGAUCACAUCCCCAAUUGCAACCGACACCACUGUGGGAGGCCCAGGGGACACGUCCCCACCCGGCACAAGAACCAUCACUCCAGGCACCUCAUCAGUCUCAAGGACAACUGCACCAGGGCCCCGGUCAACCUCACCCUCUUCCGCCACCUCUGCUGAGGGGACAGCAGCAUCUUCUCAGGUCCACCAGACUCAGAGCAUGCAGACCACCAGGGAAACCCACAGCAGCGCCACCGCGGCUGUCAGCUCCUCGACACCUUUAUCUUCCACAAAUGGACACCCUCUUACAGAAGGCGCUUCCCGGGAGACAUCCCCCUCAGGCGAACCAACCUCUUCAUCCACGUCCAGACCCACCCCCACCACACCUGCAACAACAUCAGCCGUGUCGACAGCACCUGCUUCUGCAGGUGGCACUUCCCCCACUUCCAGCCUAAGCAACACACCUCCAACAACUUCAGGGAUGAUCACAUCCCCAAUUGCAACCGACACCACUGUGGGAGGCCCAGGGGACACGUCCCCACCCGGCACAAGAACCAUCACUCCAGGCACCUCAUCAGUCUCAAGGACAACUGCACCAGGGCCCCGGUCAACCUCACCCUCUUCCGCCACCUCUGCUGAGGGGACAGCAGCAUCUUCUCAGGUCCACCAGACUCAGAGCAUGCAGACCACCAGGGAAACCCACAGCAGCGCCACCGCGGCUGUGAGCUCCUCGACACCUUUAUCUUCACAAGUGGACACCCUCUUACAGAAGGCGCUUCCCGGGAGACAUCCCCCUCAGGGGAACCAACCUCUUCAUCCACGUCCAGACCCACCCCCACCACACCUGCAACAACAUCAGCCGUGUCGACAGCACCUGCUUCUGCAGGUGGCACUUCCCCCACUUCCAGCCUAA
Messenger RNA from Phacochoerus africanus (Common warthog), 4611 nucleotides. Its product is annotated as mucin-19-like. The coding region runs from base 1 to 4611 and encodes 1536 amino acids. NCBI's taxonomy places the organism in Eukaryota, Metazoa, Chordata, Mammalia, Artiodactyla, Suidae. The record is from RefSeq and is a predicted model, not a curated record. The transcript is spliced from 2 exons.